UCGUUUUCAACUUGCCGAGUUCUUUUGAACUUUUUUGCUAACAGCAAGUUCAAAAGGUUUUUGGUGGCUGCAGACAACUCCCAUCUCUCUCCGUUCUCGAUCAUCGCUUCCGCCCCAUCAUCCCUUCAGGUCAUUUCCCACCCACCUGGAAUCAGCCACUUGUCGGCUUUUGUCAGUGGCGUAGGUUGCAGCCUCGUUCGCUCAUUGCGAAAUCAUUUGGAUCUGUUCCAAAGGGAGCAUCCUUGUAAAUACAGAGACAAUUCCCACGCACCUACUUGCAUUCCUCCAUCUCUUAGGAGGGUCUUGUACAUUGGUGCCAACAAGACGUUUUCUUGACGAGAUUCGUUUCCUCCGCUCUCCAAACUGCGAACAGUUGACGAUCCCGCGCAUCCAUCGAACACACGCAACUGGACCCAGCGAGAGCCUGUACUCUUUUGUUAGCGCUUGGGAUCUCACUCUUGUGGCUCUUUUGUUUUUCAACGUGCCCCAACCCGUCCUUUUGGCGAGCAAAGGGACGGUGAAGGGGGCAAGGGAUUUCUCUCGCUGUUUUGUGUCAACAAACCGUUUGUCGUCCGGGUUGGUGGAGGGAUAUAACGCAUGGUGAUUCGGCCAGAACAGAGUCUUGCCGUCACCGCCGAAUGUCUUCAGUAAAGGAACAAACAAUAUUGACCUUGCCGCUGCAGGAGUCGCCGUCACCAUCUCCACGACGUCUUCGAGACAGCGGCAACUCCCUCCCCUUCCCGGCGUCUGCUUCUGCUCCGGACGCAUACCGCUUCCCACCAUUACCUGUCGUAUCCAGCCGACGCUCCUCAGUUGUGAGCUUACCGUCCCGUGCUAGUCAUAGGAAUUCCAGACGAGCAUCGUAUAACAGCGUAAAUGACAUUGCUGCUGCCAGAGAUCUCGCUACCCGUCGACUGUCAGUCAUGUCCGACAAAGACAGUCGCACAGAUGUCGAUGGACGGGGAUCAGUAGAACCGCUCCAUUCUCAUCCGUCAAGCCCAAUACGGACGUCUGGACGGGCCGCUGCUGGUGCUCUGAGUUCCAUGAAAAUAUGGGAUGUUGUACUACGACGACUGCGAAAUAAACAUUUUGCAGACGAUCACACGGGGGAUCGUGCACCAACGGAUUACUUUAAUGUAAAACCACGCUCACAAUCGACGACUUCGGGACAGUUGGAUGUGACGGCAGGGCUGAUGACACCUGGGCUUGGGGGACCAGUGAUGUCGCCAACUCUAGAAUCUUUUCCAUUUGGAGAGGCCACCCUAUUAAAUGUCAUGGACGCACAUCUCAGCGCUGUGUCAAAUUCCUUUUCGCGACUUACCCUCACGUUCCAUGAUCCGGAUGUGGAAAGCACCUACAAGCGAUACUUUCUGGAUCGAACACUGCAUAUGUGGAGAAAAUUUACCAUGGUCGCCGUUGCUGUCACUUUUAUUCUUCAAAUCAUCCUCAUAACACGAUAUUCACAACCCCGAGGCUUCAGCACUCCAUUGUCUGAUUUCAUCUUGGUUGGCCUACUCGGGAUAAUUCCUAUGGUCCUUCUCACACUGGUAUCGUGUACGGUGAGGAAGGACACUCUUUCGAAGCACAUACAUUCGGUAUCCCUUCUCUUCUUGUGGCUCAUGGGCCCCAUUAUUAUCUGUGGGCGCUUCUUCAUUUGGCCCGAAAGCCGAUAUACUAGCUCCCUCACCGCCCCUCUGUACAUAUUCGUACUAGUUGCUAACGUUUUCUUUUGUCGGUUGCGAUUUGUGCAUACGUUGGUUGGAGUGUGCUUGGUGGCCGUACCGUUGUGGCUCGUAAUAUUUGGCAUCGGCAGUGCGCGGAACAAAGACGAGGGGACUGCAAGUCCUAUUUCCGACACUGAAUUCCCCUUUGCAAGCGUAGCAGUGUGUCUAGCGGCUACUGUCAUCUGCUUCAUCGCAUAUGACGUGGAGAGAAAUCUGCGCCUGCAAUAUUUGAGCGACCAGCGAUUUUUGAGUAUCAACGUGAAGCUCCGGAAGCAGCUGAAGGGGCUGCAAAAAGGGUUCGAGUCGAGAAUUGCGGAUUUAGAUUCCCCACUGGAGAAGGCAAUCUAUGGACUUCGGUGCUUGAUGGCAAGUCCCUCAGUUGGAGCAGAAGAUCUUAAGACCUUGAACAUGAUUAUGGCCUGCCUGAAUGCGCCAAAUUUGCUUGCACCUGACUUGGAUCAGCAAGUGAAGCGAGGGCAAGUGGAAGUGGAUGCGGAGCAAGAGAAAUGGCUAUUCACCCAGCUGGCACAACGAAAGAACUUUUCUGGCGACAAUACUUCCGAGUCGUCUGGCUCGGUGCCAAAGCGACCCCCCCAUUGGGUUUUUGACAACACAGAGUCCGGCGGAGCUCCAGGAAGCAGUCCUCCUUCUCCUUCUUUCGUUCCAGUCAACGUCGAAGACUUUUAUACCGACCGUACCGUUUCUCUCCUUGUCCGUGCCAACGAGUAUAACUUUCCCAUCUUCGAUUUCGUUGAAGCCACAAGCCAGCAUCCGUUGUUGGUCUUAUCGCAUCAUUUGGUGGUGCAAAGCGGACUAUUACCGAGACUGGGCCUCCCUGUGGAUAAGUUUCUAAAUUUCAUGCAUGCAGUCGAAGCUGGUUACAAUCCGCAAUUGACAUUCCAUAAUUCUAUACACGCUACCGAUGUGCUUCACUGCAUCCAUUACUUGAUCUCCCUUCCCCGAAUCAAAAGCUGCUUCUCUGAUCUCGAGAUCCUCUCCUUUUACAUUGCCGCCGCGAUCCACGAUUACGACCAUCCAGGGGUGAAUAAUCACUUUCUCAUUGCUACUUCAGAUCCACGAGCGCUUCUGUACAAUGACAAGAGUGUUUUGGAAAAUCAUCAUUGUGCAUCAGCAUUCGGGGUCAUGCGGAGAAAGGACUGCGAUUUUGUACGGGGAUUGGGAAAGAAGGAAUGGAGAGCCCUUCGAGAGAGCAUAGUAGAAAUGGUCCUGGCAACAGAUUUGGCGCAACAUUUCUCGCUGUUGGCAAUGUUUAAGAAGAAAGUCCUCACCAGUGGUGGAUUUGACCCGUUCACGACGAGAGAGGAUCGGACAUUGUUGAUGCAAAUGCUCAUGAAAUGUUCCGACGUGUCUAACCCCACUAAAUCAUGGCCAAUAUAUGCCACCUGGAUACAACGGAUUACCGAGGAAUUUUUCUGUCAAGGGGAUAAAGAAAAGGAGCUUGGGCUCCCCAUUUCUCCCUUCUGUAAUCGUGACGGCGAACGAGCUAAUGAUCCUCGUAGCAGUCAAAAGAGUUUUAUCGAAUUCAUCGUUGCGCCACUAGUAGAGGCGAUUGGGGAGUGGGUCGAAUUAGGAGAGCUGAGGGAAGGGUUGGAGGCAAGUCGAGAGAGAUUUGGAGGCGGACAGCAGCCACAGCAAUCCAAAACGCCUCAAGCCACGCCAGCUCCGCAAUCACCAGGAGGAGAUGCGUCUAGUGGAGUCUUACGUCGUAAUCGAUCUGUACCAGGCAGCUUGGCACACAUUGAUCCCAUUAUCAUUGACUCUCAAGACAGCGUUCCUCCUCUCCCACCGCUUCCUGAGAGCAUCAUGAACAAACAGAGACGACGGGAGAGUUGGGCGGGCAGCAUUAUUGGAGCUGGAGAGUCGCUGGCUGCCAAGAUCGGGGUGGGGACCGGAAAACGGCGAGGGAGUGCUGGAGGUAUUAGUGUAAGCGUUGUUGAGACGGUUGAUGAAGAAGCUGGCGGAGGGAGAGGGGCUUUGGCAACUAUGGUUGCGGCAGGAAGCUAUAGGUAGAGCGGGCUUGUUUUUUGGAAAUUCAUAGAUAUAGACGGUGACGGGAUUGUGGUUGUUUGCAUAGACAUUUCGAUGAGGAACACGGGCGUAGACAUUUUGGAGGCACUUUUUUCUUUCUCGCUCACUGAAUCUAUGAAGUAUUCCGCGGAGGCUACUGGAAGAGGUUGAGAGGAUGACCGAACGGAUGGGGAUGUUGGCUGGGGAUGGAAAGGCUAUAGCGCUCCAGUAAUUUGGUCGUGACGCUUGUUGGGUGACUUCUGUUUCUAUUUCUUCGUGUUUCGUUUGCACCUUCCCUGUGUACAGAUUUGGUUAGUUGUUUAGUUUUCGUUGUUUCUUUGUUUCGAUUUAUUUUGUAAAAGAGUAAGAGAUGAGGAAAGGAGCGAGAAGCCGAGGCUUAUAGAAAUAUAAUAGGUGUUCUGGUGGCCGUCGCUUGCGAUGGCUUGUCAUUUAAUGAAGUUGCGCAAUUUCCGAA
Messenger RNA from Spizellomyces punctatus DAOM BR117, 4227 nucleotides. RefSeq lists its product as uncharacterized. The transcript is spliced from 4 exons. Bases 639 to 3755 code for a protein of 1038 amino acids. The record is from RefSeq and is a predicted model, not a curated record. NCBI's taxonomy places the organism in Eukaryota, Fungi, Chytridiomycota, Chytridiomycetes, Spizellomycetales, Spizellomycetaceae. Gene Ontology annotation, molecular function: 3',5'-cyclic-nucleotide phosphodiesterase activity. Gene Ontology annotation, biological process: signal transduction.